AUGUGUUCAGAGGAGAGAAAGUCACUCUCACAUGUGACAUACAGCAGACAAGAGACUGGGUGGUGUGUACAGCUGUUAUGGAUUUCUCAGUAUCCAUAUCACUCAGAGUCCAGUGAUGGAGUUAAACUGACAGUAUCAGAUAAACUGCAGCCGACUCUGACUGUAAAUCCUCAGAGUUCAGUGUUCACUGGAGACACAGUUACUCUGAGCUGUGAUGUGGGACAGUCAACUGGAUGGACAAUUCACUGGAGGAAAGACUCAAACCCUGAAUCCACUGAUGCAGCAACUAAAACAAUCAAGUCUGUGAGUGUCUCUGAUGGAGGAAGAUACUGGUGCAGAGCACAACGAGGAGAAUAUUACAGCGAGUUCAGUAAUACAGCUGAGAUAACAGUAAAAGAGAGACCCAAACCUGUAGUUCAUGUUCGUCCUGAUAGAAGUGUGUUCAGAGGAGAGACGGUCACUCUCACAUGUGACAUACAGCAGACAGGAGACUGGCAGUACAGCUGGAAUAAAGAAAAAAAUCAAGUUAGCAGCGCAAGAAAAGACCAGAACUAUAUCAUCUCAUCAGUGGAUUGGUCUCAUAGUGGUGUGUACAGCUGUGAAGGAACUCAGUCAAAAGCCCCAACAUACUCACAGAUGAGUGAUGGAGUUACACUGACAGUAUCUGUGCAUCUCACAGCUCCAACACAGACUGUCUCAAAGUCACAUGAGGGUUUCUACUACUGUAAAACAGAGAGAGGACAGUCACUCCACAGCUGGAUCUCAGUCAGAGCAGCUUCAUCAUCUCCUCUUCUGGUCACUGGUGUGGUUGUGUUAUUGAGUGUCUGCGUGUUGAUCUUCAUCUCACUGGUGCUGCUGUGGAGAUACAAGAAGAACAAAGAUCAGCAGCGUAACAUUAACCAGACAUCAGACCCAAAUCAAUCUGCAGAAUCUCAAAUAGAAAACUCUCCUCUACAGUCUGCCACUGGCAGACGUCACAUAUUCAGAGAUCACUGUUAUGAAAAAAAGGACAAAGACGAUACUACAACAGAGCCAAAUAGUGUGACAUACUCAGAAGUCAGAAGAAAAGAAAAAAAAUCCAAAAGCAAAAAUAUUGAUACUGCAGAAACCAGUCAUCUGGUUUAUGCACAGAUUGAUAUCAAGGACAAAAAGAAAACCAAUGGCAAAGGUGCUGGACUUCAUAAUUUUCUGAUGGAAAUGAAAUCUAAGGACAAACACAGAGGGAAAAGCAGUGAGUCUGGAGACACUUUCUACUCUGAACUGAAGCACAACACAGACAGAG
Messenger RNA from Labeo rohita (rohu), 1282 nucleotides. RefSeq names its product leukocyte immunoglobulin-like receptor subfamily B member 1. The transcript is spliced from 12 exons. The annotation marks the transcript as partial. Gene Ontology annotation, biological process: cell surface receptor signaling pathway. Gene Ontology annotation, molecular function: transmembrane signaling receptor activity. Lineage: Eukaryota; Metazoa; Chordata; Actinopteri; Cypriniformes; Cyprinidae. The record is from RefSeq and is a predicted model, not a curated record.